AGACCUCCAAUCUUCUCUCUCUCUGGAACUGCAACAUCUACCCUAGAGCCAAAAUGAGUGAGGCUUGGAGACUCUGUUGCCUUUUGAUUGCUGUCCUGUCCACCUCCUUGACCAGUGCUGGAUCCCUUCGCAGCCGGAUCGUUGGAGGCCGCGAAGUGAAGCCGCACUCCAGACCUUACAUGGCAGCUCUGAAAAUUAACGGAGAUUUUGGAUGUGGGGGGUUCCUUAUUGCCCCCCAGUGGGUGUUGUCGGCAGGCCAUUGCAACGGAGAUAUUUCCGUCAUUUUGGGCGCGCACGAUCUGAAUGCUGUUGAAGAGACCCAGCAAGUGUUUGGAGUCAUAAGCUAUUACCAACAUCCCGGUUAUUCCAUAGUAGCGGGUAUCCCUUUCAAUGACAUCCUUCUGCUGAAGCUGGACCGUGAAGCUCAACUGAAUGAAUACGUCCAAAUGAUCCCUAUUCCAAAGUCCAUGGAUGACAUUCCUAAAAACACCCGAUGCUCUGUGGCAGGAUGGGGCCGAAUCGAUGCCACAUAUUUUCCCACACCGAAACUCUUUGAGACCAACGUGACGGCCCUCGGCCGUAGAAAAUGUCUCCAGUUUGAUCCAGAACUUACUGACGGGAUGUUGUGCGCUGGUAGUCGGUCCACGCUCUGCGAUGUCAGCAAUGGGGAUUCUGGGAGUGCCUUGCUCUGCAACGGGGUGGCCCACGGCAUCGUCUCCUAUGGCUUCCAGAUCCCGCCUUCCAUAUACACCCGCGUGGCUUUCUACCUUCCUUGGAUCCAGGCGACCAUGAAUGGACCCUGAUGACGAGAGAGCGAAACCUAUUGCAGCCUUUCAAUGCGUCUUUUUCGGUUGCCUUUGCUUCCCGGGUGCUUUGCAGCUGCUAAAAAGAAUUUUGCAACACAGAAAGUCUUGAGGGGGGCGGGGGGGCGAUCUUUGAUUAGGGGCAUUGGGCAUGUUAUAAAGUUAGCCUUUUGAUCUGCGCAAAAUAAAGUCUUCCCUUAUCACUUACUAGAGCAGUUGUUGGUUCUUCCCAACCCACAUCCUUGCUACUAGCUUUUUUUCUUUUCUGCAAAUUGCUGGGUCCAUUUACAGGUAGCCCUUGACUUACGACCGCAAAAUUUGAGCCCAAAAUUUCUGUUGCUAAGCAAGACAGUUGUUAAAUGAGUUUUGGGCCAUUUUAUGACCUUUCUUGCCACAGUUGUUAAGUGAAUCACUGUAGUUGUUAAGUUAAUAAUGCAGUUAAGUGAGGGGGGGUCACGUGAUCUACAUUUAUUACUGGAUUACUGCAAUGCUCUCUACAUGGGGCUCCCCUUGAAGACUACCGGGAGACUUCAACUGGUACAGAAUGCGGCUGCGCGGGGGAUAGAGGGAGCGUCUCGGAGCUUCCAUAUAACACCUCUCCUAUGCAAGCUGCACUGGUUGCCAGUGGUUUUCCGCGUGCAAUUCAAGGUGUUGGCAUAGGACCAGGUUACUUACGGGACCGCCUACUGCCGCCAAUAGCCUCCCAUCGACCUGUGCGCUCCCACAGGGAGGGUCUCCUCGGGGUGCCGUCAGCUAAACAAUGUCGGCUGGCGGCCCCCAGGGGAAGAGCCUUCUCUGUUGGGGCACCUACCCUAUGGAACGAACUGCCUCUGGGGCUACGCCUUCUUCCCGACCUCUGGGCCUUUAAGCGCGAGCUCAAGACUUUUUUUUGUUUCAACGAGCAGGGUUGGCCUAAGAAUAAUUUUUAAUUGAGUGGUUUUAUUUCUUGUUAUUUUAAUAUCCGGCCUUAUGGUUUCAGAUUUUUAAAUUUCAAAUAUUGUGUUUUAAUUUUUGUAUAUGUCUUUUUAACUUGGCUGUAAACCGCCCUGAGUCUUCGGAGAAGGGCGGUAUAGAAAUGUAAAUAAUAAAUAAUAAAUAAAUUUGGGACCUUUCCAGCCAGCUUUCAACAAAGUCAAGGCGGGAAGGCACCUUUGCUUAACAACCGCAGUGAUUCGCUUAACAACCUUGGGAAAAAUAAUGAGCAUGGCUCUCUUCACAACUGCUUUGAUUAGAAACAGAAAUUCUGGUCCCCACUGUCAGUAUACGUUGACUACUUAGAGUUGCGUCUGCAAAAAAAUGGUUUUGAACUUAAUCCUGGUUUAUUUCAUUCAUGUAAUCUGGAAGAUUCACACAGCGCAGUGAACUGGAAACUAACAAGGUUUGGCUUACUAGACACAAUAGAUAAAAUGUGGUUAGCUAAUUUGGGUGGACUGUCUUCCCCACCCCAAUCAAAUCAGUCCCCCUCAGUGUUUCUCGAUCUUAGUGAUUUUAAGAUGUGUGGAUUUCAACUCCCAGAAUUCGGGGAAUUGAGGUCCCCACCUCUUAAAGUCAAAAAUAGAAUAGAAUAGAAUAGAAUUUUUAUUGGCCAAGUGUGAUUGGACACACAAGGAAUUUGUCUUGGUGCAUACGCUCUCAGUGUACAUAAAAGAAAAGAUACCUUCAUCAAGGUACAACACUUGCAACACAAUUGAUGGUCAAUAUAUCAAUAUAAAUCAUAAGGAUUGCCAGCAACAAGUUAUAGUCAUACAGUCAUAAAUGGAAAGAGAUUGGUGAUGGGAACUAUGGGAAGAUUAAUAGUAGUGCAGAUUCAGUAAAUAGUUUGACAGUGUUGAUGGAAUUAUUUAUUUAGCAGAGUGAUGGCCUUCGGGAAAAAACUGUUCUUGUGUCUAGUUGUUCUGGUGUGCAGUGCUCUAUAGCGUCGUUUUGAGGGUAGGAGUUGAAACAGUUUAUGUCCAGGAUGCGAGGGAUCUGCAAAUAUUUUCACGGCCCUCUUCUUGAUUCGUGCAGGAUACAGGUCCUCAAUGGAAGGCAGGUUGGUAGCAAUUAUUUUUUCUGCAGUUCUAAAGGUGAAGAAAUAGUGACAUCAUCAUCAUCAUAGCCUAUCAAAUCAGCACAACCUCUGCAUUUCUGCCUUCUUCGACCUUCCAUAAGGAGAAAGAGUGUUCCAAGUGAUAAGAGGGUUGGAUAGAUAUCCUUUUAAAGCCCCUCCGACAGCUCUGUGCUCCCCCCCACCCCCGAUGUCAACAUUGUUCAGUUCGCAAGAAUAACGUGCUCCUUCCUGUGAAUGAAAACCAGAAGGCCUCUUACUCUGUAACCACAAACAUCUGUGUGUAUUUUUUUUUUUUUUUACGUCUGCCUCAAAAUUAAUUCCUUGGUACUGCUGUGCUACACCCUUC
This is a messenger RNA of Ahaetulla prasina, 3199 nucleotides long. RefSeq names its product mast cell protease 2-like. NCBI's taxonomy places the organism in Eukaryota, Metazoa, Chordata, Lepidosauria, Squamata, Colubridae. The record is from RefSeq and is a predicted model, not a curated record. The coding region runs from base 54 to 803 and encodes 249 amino acids. The transcript has 5 exons. Gene Ontology annotation, molecular function: serine-type endopeptidase activity. Gene Ontology annotation, biological process: proteolysis.